This is a messenger RNA of Ananas comosus (pineapple), 2579 nucleotides long. Its product is annotated as cell division control protein 45 homolog. Gene Ontology annotation, cellular component: DNA replication preinitiation complex. Gene Ontology annotation, biological process: DNA replication initiation; mitotic DNA replication preinitiation complex assembly; double-strand break repair via break-induced replication. The transcript has 2 exons. NCBI's taxonomy places the organism in Eukaryota, Viridiplantae, Streptophyta, Magnoliopsida, Poales, Bromeliaceae. The record is from RefSeq and is a predicted model, not a curated record. The coding region runs from base 467 to 2251 and encodes 594 amino acids. Gene Ontology annotation, molecular function: DNA replication origin binding; single-stranded DNA binding; chromatin binding.
CUCUCUCUCUCUCUCUCUCUCUCUCUCUACCCCUCACAGAUCAUCCUCUCACUGGCGGCGCCUCCCUUUCGAGUACGUUCCCGCGCCUCCUUUCCUAUGUAGCAUCAGAUCAUUCCCUUUGAUGGAUUCGCGGGGUUCAGGUACUUUUUAGAUCCUUUUCCCCUCUAAGUUCUUGUGCGAACUCCAAUUUUGAGCUGAGGAGUUGCUCAAUCGCCUGUUUGAAACUAGGUUGUUUGUUUUCCCCAAAUUUCUUGGCUUUUUGCCGUUCAUGGCUGUUUCGAGGUGCAAAUCGUUGGAUCUGGCCGGUUUUAGGGCGAUUUCGAAGGGGCUAUGAAGGGUUUCUGGUAGAUUGAUUCAAAUUUGGUUGCUGUUUGGUGAAAAAUCGGAUCUUGGAACCUUCUGGAAGCUCCUUUCCAUUUUUUUCCCCCACCCUCGAUGUUUCCUUACAAACCCUAAUUGAGGAAUUAUGGUGAGGGAGCUCCGUCUCGAGUCGUUCUACUCACGGCUACGCGACGCUGCCUCCGCCUCGUCUUCUUCCCCUCUCCUAAUUUUUCCGUCAGCCUCGGAUGCCGAUUCGCUCUGUGCCCUAAAGAUCCUGACCCACGUCCUCUCUUCCGAUUCCAUCCGCUACUCUGUGUAUCCUGUAUCUUCGUUCACCGAGAUCGACAAACUCAUUAGCCUCAAUCUCCGCUCAUCUGAUCAGACCCUCUCUCUCCUGCUCCUUAAUUGGGGUUGCCACCGCGACCUUCGUAGGUUACUAAAUCUCGGCUCUGAAACCCGCGUCUUUGUGAUCGAUAGCCACCGACCCAUUCACUUGCACAACCUCAGCGAAAAUAACAACCGGGUUGUUGUUCUCUAUACACAAGAAGAUGAGCACCAGGCCGAUCUGGCGUAUGACUUUGAUGUGUCGGCAUUAGCUAAUGCAUCCGAUCUUAAUAGUGAUGAUGAGUUUGAUGAGAAUAGUGACAGCGAUGAAGAGAGUGAUACUGAGAAUGAUGAGGAGGAUGGCAAUGGUGGACGAAAUAGCAAGCGGCGAAGGUUGUCCAGUGAAUCUGAAACAGACCCAGUUAAGCUUUUCGGGAAGUUGAAAGCUGAGUAUUACAAGUUGGGCACUUUCCACGGAAGGCCUUCGGGUUGCAUAUUGUUUGAGUUGGCUCAUUUGUUAAGGAAGAACACUAAUGAGUUGCUUUGGCUAGCUUGUGUCUCUCUUACUGAUCAGUUUGUUCACGAAAGGCUGACGAAUGAGAGGUAUCAAGCCGGGGUGAUGGAACUCGAACAACAUAUAAACAGUUCUGGUAAUUUGGAUAUGGUUAGUUCAGUCACACUAAAAGAUGGUACUAAGAUUCAGGCUCCUGAGAACUCUCGUAUAGCCUACGAAGAUGAACCGAGGCUUAUGCUAUUGAGGGAGUGGAAUUUAUUUGAUUCAAUGCUUUGUUCCUCCUAUAUAGCUACCAAGCUCAAGACUUGGAGCGACAAUGGGCUGAAAAAGCUGAAGCUUUUGCUUGCCAGGAUGGGCUUUCCCCUUGUGGACUGCCAGAAGAAGUUCCAGUACAUGAGCAUGGAAGUUAAGCAGAAAAUGAAAGACGAGUUCGAACGGUUCUUACCAGAGUAUGGACUCACUGAGUUCUAUUACAGAAGCUUUUUGAGAAUACAUGGUUAUUGCUCGAAAGUAUCAGCCGCAGAUGUAGUGUAUGGAGUCACAGCAUUGCUUGAAUCUUCUGCAGAACCAAAAGAAUCAUCUGCCGCUGAGCAGUUUUGGGUAGCUUACUCUGCUUUGUCGUUGAAUAAUGUUGAUCAACUAAGGAAAGGGAUGCAGUGUGCAAUUGAUAUACAGAGAGCUAUUCUUAGGCAAGGGAGCUCUGCAGUUACUAAGACUGGGUUUAUAAGAAGUGGGAGAAAAUUUCGGUGGGUGAAGCUUGAAGACCCAGUUGACACAAAAAAAUUAGGUCAUCCGCAAGCCCUUACAAAGUUUUGUUUCUUCUUAAUGGAUGCUUUGAAAGAGAGAGGUGCGAAAAUGAAGCCGCUGAUUUGUGCCUGCUUGGCUAAGGAGCCAGAGAAAGUUCUUAUUGUUGGAGUGUGCGGGAAGCCGCGUCUUGGGGCCAUAGAAGGUAACUCGUUUGGUCUUGCUUUUAAAACUGCAGCGGAGGAAAUCGGUGCGGAUUAUUUUCAUGAAUUGUUUGAGUCUUCUUGGAUAGUUUUGGAUACUGUGGCUGUUAGUUCUUUCAUGAUCAGGUUGACUGAAAAGCUUUGAUCUGACAUCCAUGAACACUGUUGAAGAGAGCAGCACAAGGAGCCUCAUUGAAAUUGCCACCCACAUAUCCCUCAAAAGCCUUAAAUUGGACAGCAACCGGACCGAUCGAAGGGACUCGGUCUGUGGGGGUCCAUCUUAAUCGGCAAAAAUUAAACUCCAGUUGUUUCUUUCUUGUUGCUUUUAAUUUAUUUUUGCACUUAACUGUUUUGGCCCACCAAUAAUUUGCCCAAAUAAAUGGAGUUUCUACUGCAUAUCUUAUCUCUGAUGCAUCUGUCGGAAUCUUAUGAGCAUACAUAUGUAUGUACCAUGCAUAACUGAACUGAGGUAG